Papilio xuthus (Asian swallowtail) is the source of this 1521-nucleotide messenger RNA. RefSeq lists its product as uncharacterized. The record is from RefSeq and is a predicted model, not a curated record. NCBI's taxonomy places the organism in Eukaryota, Metazoa, Arthropoda, Insecta, Lepidoptera, Papilionidae. The coding region runs from base 157 to 771 and encodes 204 amino acids. The transcript is spliced from 6 exons.
GGGGGCGAUGGGGGAGGUGGGGGCGGCGCGCGCAUUGUGCGGGUCGUGCGUUACGCGCAGAACAUCACGCGCCCCGUGGAGCACUGGCUCGCGCGCAACGUCUCCGACACGCACGUCGAGCUGGAUGACCUGGAUCCGUCGCUGCCCGUGUACGUGAUGGUGACCCUGCCCGGUCCCAACAAACCCAACCAGGUGCUGACCAUCCCGCCGAGACCUCUCGACAACUACAACUUGUACCUCAGUGUGGGAGUGGGCGUGGGUGUAUGCGUGCUGUGCGCCAUGUUCGUGGCGGCCGCCUGCAUCUGGAAGAGAUACAAGAAUCGCUCCAGACUGAGAUCACGCAGAAAUCAACGCGCUUUUGAAGAAAUAGAUGAAGGAAGUUCUGAAUUGAAGAUGGGAGCGGGCGGCAGCGGUGUGGGCGGCCGGCUGGCCAACGGCGGCGCGUGCGGCGAGCCCCUGCUCAACGGACAUCUGCGCCCACAUCUACAUAGUAAAACACCAAACGGCAAAGUGAAGAAAGCUCACCUGUACGAGGUGUUCGACGUGUCUCGCGAGGAGGCCGACGUGACGGUGGAGACCGUUCUGGACGACGGGCUCCCCUACGGCCUGCUGGACACCUCGCGCCGCCCCGAGCACGAGCCCCGCCCCCCGGCGCCGGAGCCCCGCCCCCACAAGCUGCCCGACGACAACAUGAACUCCGAGCUGAACAGGACCGCCGACAGCCACCUGGACACCGCCGGCCUGCAGCCCACGCUGCAGCCCAACGGUUGAGACGCCCCCCGCCGCGGACGUCUAGAAUUACAAGGGGGUGGGCGACCCCCCGGACCCGACCCGCGCCCCCCGUCGCCGGGGGCGGUGUCGUUGUAUAUUUAGUACCGGAUAGAUUGAGAUUUUGUACAGACCUCCUCUCGGUCGCCGGGUCGCGGGUCCGGCGCGGUUUGCGCGAGGACAACUUGGCGUGUUUUGUUCCUAAACUAGACUUUAUUUUCAACUUGUCAAGGCUGAUUUUUGCUAACAAUAGUACGGGUUUUAUACGUAAUCGUAACUUGUAGUUCCGUCGGCUCGGAUAGUAGAGACCCACUCGUGGGCACGUGAAGUUAUUCUCGCCCGAACUCGUCGGGCGGCUGAAGCACCUGAAGCACCUGAACCACCUCCUGGUUGUAUUGUAGAUAGACACGUGCCCGGCACAAUGCGACUGGACAAUAAACUAGCCAUGGCGCGCGACACUUUAUCUCUAAAUAUUCGGAAUCAGUAAGGAAAGCAGAUAUCGGAUCGUCACGAGUUUAUAUAUAACGUCGUAUCGCAGUGCCUCAGAAAAGUACACAUUACGAGAUCCUCGUAUAAACAAAAAACUACAAAAUAGAUUUCACCGUUAGUGCAACUUAAGCGUACAAAAUAUAGACCAAAAUGUAACCCAAACAGUUAAACACUAACUCACUUGUAUAUAGCGCGAAAGUAUUUAUUGAUGUUGAAGAAAAGUAUUUAUUUAGUACCCGCUGAUUAUUUCCAUGUCAAUUGAUA